AUGCUGCCUCCUGACCUCCCAUCUGUUACCCAGGGCGCAAUUGCUCAUUCAGCUUCUGGUUCCAUGACAUCACAAUUCCAUUCCUCUUCUCCUCCCCCCACUUCUGGCCCUAUGGCCAAGGAGACUUGUCUUCGACCUCGUCACUCCGGGCAGAAGAACAAAAUGAUUCCUCCUCCACUCCCAUCAUUGCCAUUUUUUGGCCCAAAUGAACUUCCUGGCCCAGGUGCUGGCUCCAUGACCGAGAAACUUCCUACUUCGUUUUCUUCACUCGAUGCCUCCCAGGAAAAGGGCCAGACAAGGUUCCCCAGCUCACAGUCCACGCGAGGUAUCGGUGGUCAUGCUGCACAACUGCAAAAAACUGGCGAAACUCUAAUGGCCCCAACAAGGCGCAAGAAGGCAGACAAUCUCAAUAUCAGCAACUCUGAAGAAAAUCCAAUGGCUCCUUCACAACUCAAGAGAUGCAAGGAAAAAGUUGCACACUCCAAAGACUUCUCCCGCCCUUCAGAUAGGUUUGGUUUCAAGCUGUCCCAGUCCCAGGCAACCCAUCCCGUCGGUCACAAUCACAAGGAAACCGGUAGUGACGUCGCAGAGCAGGAUUUGGAAAAUCAUAGUGGAUCGGGAGACUUGGAUGAUUUUGACGAGUGGGGGAAGAGUGCCAAUGAACACGAGACGCAAGAUGAAAGACGAGCAGCUGACGAUGAUUUCGGGGAGUACGACAAUGGUCCAGCUUUGACUGAUUCACCCCCAGGGGAUACGAUCCCUUAUGAUGUCCUUCAACACCAUCAAGCAAAGAACGGACGUCGCAAGGCUCCUUCCCUGACCUGUUUAUCAAGCAACUCUCACGGCCACACUCUGACAAGUAACACCUUUGGUCGUUCGAAGUCUCCUCGCCAAUAUUCACCCAAACAUAUCCCUCGUUGUUGGUCCCCUGAGACACGUACUUCUUCCACUCACCUCAAGCCUCCCCAGCGUGCACCUCGAAAAGGGCCAUCUGCAAAGGCUGGUUCUGCCCAUGGGGGUCGUGAUCCCACGUCCCGUCUCCGCGUUCAAGCAGGGGUUGUGAUCCCACAUCCUGUCCAUCUCGUCAACGCUCCCAAACUCGGUCAACGACUGUCUUUACUCACUCAAGGUCUCCGCGUUCAAGCAGGGGUCGUGAUCACACUUUCCGCAGGACCGUCUCCUUCACAAUACUCCCCAGCUCAGUCAACAACCAUUUUCACUCGCUCAAGAUCUCCACAUCGGAGUACAUCCCAUGGAUCAUCUCCUGGACAUUCCUCAUUGCGGCCACCAGAUAGGCGAGCCUCUCGAUUCAAUCACUCGCAGUCUCAUACCCCUGUUCCAAGCUGUUCUCACUCGCAUACUCGUAGUCCCACACCUGAAUCAAGGAACAGAGACAAACCCAUGAACAAGCAGACGAAUCCUUCGAAACUUGGGUUUUAUCCACCAUGUUGGCAAGCAUUUCUCCAGGCCGCCAAAUUAGAAAUGCGCUUGCAAGCUGUUCUGACUCAUCCUGUCCCAGAGCAUCAGCAUGCGCUACAGCUCGCGCGAGAAGUCUUAGAUGCAGUAUUAUGGAGUUACCAUUCGAAGAAGAUCAAAAUGGAAAACGGGCACAGAUGUCGCGCCUUAUCCGAAGAUCCGGAUCUCAGAUCCGAUCCAGAUCUGAUGGACAUAUCCGUCGUCCGGUCCACAGAUCCGAUCUAA
This is a messenger RNA of Suillus subalutaceus, 1701 nucleotides long. RefSeq lists its product as uncharacterized. The transcript has 12 exons. Bases 1 to 1701 code for a protein of 566 amino acids. NCBI's taxonomy places the organism in Eukaryota, Fungi, Basidiomycota, Agaricomycetes, Boletales, Suillaceae. The record is from RefSeq and is a predicted model, not a curated record.